This is a messenger RNA of Meloidogyne enterolobii, 739 nucleotides long. NCBI's taxonomy places the organism in Eukaryota, Metazoa, Nematoda, Chromadorea, Rhabditida, Meloidogynidae. The record is from the annotation of a GenBank genome assembly.
UUCAAAGUGCAAGCAUUCCCCCCAAAAUAUUUUUUAUUUAAGCACGGAAUUAAUUGAGGAAAAAAUCAAAAAUAAAUUUAACAUUCAAACAACUAAAAAAAACCCCCCAAAAAUGAUAUUUACUCAACGCAACUUUACUCGAUUAAUGUUUAUGAUGAUGGCAAAAGUGUGGGGAGUAAAUGGAGGUGGAGGUGCAACUGCCCCGAUUUCCGCGUUCUCUUCAGCCUUUGUGCCACCGAUGCAUAAUAAUAUGCCUCUGAAAAAACCGCCAACGAAUCUCCACGUUCAAGCGCUUAAUUCAGGGAAAUCUUUUCCGGCUGCUCAAUCAAAACAUUCGUUUGAUAAUCCUAAAUUUGCAAUGAAGCAUAAAAAUGCUCUUAUGUCGAAUUUAGGGGAAACGAUUGGAGAAGAAAAAAAUAAAGUUGUUGCCAAUCAAGAAAAAGAUAUUCGUCUACUUAAUGGCGCCGAAACGUUGCCGAUAGCAUCGCGUCGCCUUUUGUUAGAACCGAACAAAUUAAAGGCAUUUGAGUUAAGCAAAGAACCGUUGAAGACUUUUGAUCAUGCAAACGCAGAAAUGAUCAUUAGACAUGCUGUUCCAGAAGGUAUUUUUAUUCUUCGAUUUAAGUACAUAUUAGCUCAUAGAUAUUUUUUGAGAUCUGACUACUUAAAUUUACUCUGUCCCAAAAUUAUAACCCCACCCCUAUUUUUCCAUAUUUCAUUUCCCAUUCAAUUUUUAUAA